Notechis scutatus (mainland tiger snake) is the source of this 438-nucleotide messenger RNA. The record is from RefSeq and is a predicted model, not a curated record. Lineage: Eukaryota; Metazoa; Chordata; Lepidosauria; Squamata; Elapidae.
CUCUUGGUUCUUCCAGGUAGUCUACAUAUCGGAGAAGAAGCAUUCCAGGACCGCCAUGGGCUUCAUCCGCCUCUUGGCCGAUCGCAACAGUGACCUGUUCCGGAAGUAUGCCAUGUUCUCUCCCGUGGACCACCGAGUGCCUCGCACCUACGUUGCCUUGGCCGACUGCCCGCCCGAUUUUGCCUCGCGCCCCGAGGACUAUUCCAGCAUCCUUUUCAUCUGUCGCAUGGUGGAUUGGCGGGAGGACAGCAACUUUGCCCUUGGGCAAUUGGCCCAAAGUCUUGGGCAGGCCGGUGAAAUUGAUCCGGAAACCGAAGGCAUCCUAGCAGAAUACGGGGUGGACACCGCGGAUUUCUCUCCAGACGUCCUGCAGUGCCUUCCACAGAACCUGCCUUGGGUCAUCCCGUCCGACGAGUUGGCCAGGAGGAGAGAUUUAAG